Messenger RNA from Triticum dicoccoides, 1887 nucleotides. Its product is annotated as G-type lectin S-receptor-like serine/threonine-protein kinase SD2-5. Gene Ontology annotation, molecular function: protein kinase activity; ATP binding. The coding region runs from base 337 to 1725 and encodes 462 amino acids. The transcript has 3 exons. The record is from RefSeq and is a predicted model, not a curated record. NCBI's taxonomy places the organism in Eukaryota, Viridiplantae, Streptophyta, Magnoliopsida, Poales, Poaceae. Gene Ontology annotation, biological process: protein phosphorylation.
CUACUUAUUUGCUGGAGCAGUCAAGCACGGCUGCCGGCUGAGCGCGCCUACUCAUCUCCUUCCUUCCUUCCUUCCUUCCUCCUGCAUCUACAUGCAUACAUACGACCCCGGCUCACUCGGCCUCUCCUCUACGAUCGUCUUCUUAUAUCAGAGCGAUGCUUUGCUGCGCUCAGUGAGAUUCGUCUGUGCUAAUUAAGCGCGCGCGUGGGCGCGGUGCACUUUACCCUCAUUUUUAGAAGAAAGCAGCAGCAGCAGCAGCGCUGGGUGCACUAAGAGGAUCGAGCGGAAAGAAGACACUGACUCAAAGAAGCAAGAAGGCGUUGAGAGCUUGGCGGCAUGUCAGGCAUGUCGGCGGCUGUCACUGCAACUGUAUCGGCCGUCUGUGCGACCGUGGCGGUGUUCAUAACGAUGGCCGUGAUCAGGCGAUGCCGCCACGUGAGGAAGAAAAUGCACAAGAAGAUCGUGACCAAGAUCAUGGAGGAGAUAAGUAGGAGGAACCGGGACCGGCGAGCAGCCCCGGACGACGGCGCCGGCGUGGACGACGUGGUCAUCGAGAUCGGUCCGGUGGAGAAGUUUCUCCACGAGAUCUUGAACGAGAAGCCGAUGCGAUUCAGCUCCGGGCAGCUGGCGUCGUGCACCGGGAACUACUCCACCGAGCUCGGCUCCGGCGGCUUCGGGGUGGUCUACAAGGGGGAGCUUCCCAACGGGCUGCCCGUGGCGGUGAAGGUUCUCAAGGUGUCCAUGAACAAGAAGGUGCAGGAGGGGUUCAUGGCGGAGAUCGGCACCAUCGGCCGGACCUACCACGUGCACCUCGUCAGGCUCUACGGCUUCUGCUUCGACCCGGACACCAAGGCGCUCGUCUACGAGUACCUCGAGAACGGAUCGCUGGAGAAGUACCUCUACCGCGACGGGGAAGUCGACGGCGACAGCGACGGCGGGGAGGAGAGGAGGGAGAGGCUCGAGUGGCGGACGCUGCACAACAUCGCCGUCGGCACGGCCAAGGGGAUCCGGUAUCUGCACGAGGAGUGCCAGCACAAGAUCGUGCACUACGACAUCAAGCCGCCCAACAUCCUCCUCACCGCCGACUUCACCCCCAAGGUGGCCGACUUCGGGCUGGCCCGGCUGGGCGAGCGCGAGAACACGCACAUGUCGUCGCUCACGGGCGGCGGGCGCGGGACGCCGGGGUACGCCGCGCCGGAGCUGUGGAUGGCGCUGCCGACGACAGAGAAGUGCGACGUUUACAGCUUCGGCAUGGUGCUGUUUGAGAUCCUAGGGCAGCGCCGGAAUUACGACGCCCGGCUGGAGGACGAGAGCCGCGAGUGGUUCCCCAAGUGGGUGUGGGACAAGUACGAGCAAGGGGACAUGGAGUGCAUCGUGUCUGCGGCCGCCGGCAUCGGGGAGGCUGACCGGGAGAAGGCGGAGACCAUGUGUAAGGUGGCGCUAUGGUGCGUCCAAUUCCAGCCGUCGGCGCGGCCGACGAUGAGCAGCGUGGUGCGGAUGCUGGAGGGGGAGAUGGCCAUCGUGCCGCCGGUGAACCCGUUCCACUACGUGUCGAGCGGCGGCAGCUCCAGCGGCUGGGCGUUGUCGAGCGGCACCGGCACGUACACGAGCAGCAGCCGGGACAAGGGGAGGGACAGCGAGGUCUCGGCAGCAAGCGCUCCUGCUCCUAAGCCGAGCGUUGCAAUGGUGAAGGAUGGCAAGUCCAUUGAUCCAGUGACGGCAUAGGGUGAAGCUCCACACGGAGUCUUGCUCUGUUUCCAGUUUACACAAGUAGGAAAUGUUUUUUCUCACAAAAAAGUAAGAAAUGUUUUGUAAAUUAGCAUUAUUGACUUAUGAUUUUUGGGGAAUGCUUUUUUAAAGAAAAGAAAGGCUUCCCCUUUCUAUUUC